CGGAGUUUGCGUCAUGUUUUUGUAGGAAACGUCAAGAAAGGUGGGGACAUGAAGGCGCAGCUUACAUUUCGCAGUCCACUGCUACUCCUUUAGUAAGAUGGCUACCAUGUUGUCUCGGACCGCCUCACUCGUUGAAAAUUUCACUCGAAUCAAUGGGUUGAAGAUAUUGGGUUGCAAAACCAACUUGGCAAAACAACCAGUUAGGAAUUUAAAUGUUCAUGAACACAUAAGUUAUACUCUGUUAAAUGAAGCUGGAGUACCAACUCCUAAGUUUGGAGUUGCUAAAACUCCAGAUGAAGCUGCAAAACUUGCUGCUGACUUAAAAACCAAAGACAUUGUUUUAAAAGCCCAAGUAUUAGCAGGUGGCAGAGGUAAAGGUCAUUUUAAAGGGACUAAUAUUAGUGGUGUGAAGAUGUGUGAAACGCCAGAAGAAGCAAAAAAGUUAGCUAGCCAAAUGUUAGGUAAACUGCUAAUCACCAAACAAACAGGUGAAGCAGGUAGGAUAUGUAAUGCUGUUAUGGUAACACAGCGCAUGUUUCCUCGCAAAGAAUAUUACCUUGCAGUCAUGAUGGAAAGAGCCUUUGGUGGUCCAGUUAUAAUAGCCUCAAGUCAAGGUGGUGUAAACAUUGAAGAGGUUGCUGCAACAAAUCCUAGUGCUAUAAUGUAUGAACCUAUUAAUAUUAACACGGGUAUUACAAAAGACCAGGCAGAUCGCAUUGCUGUUAAGCUUGGUCUUCAAAAUGUCAAAGAUUAUAUUUCUGAUAUUAUUAUGAACUUGUACAAAAUGUUUCUGAAAAAGGAUGCUCUUUUGUUGGAAGUAAAUCCUCUAGCAGAAGAUAUUAAUGGAAAAUAUUUCGCAUUGGAUUGCAAAUGUAGAUUCGACGAUAACGCUGAAUACAGGCAAAAAGAGUUAUUUGCCUUGCGAGAUUGGACUCAAGAAGAUCCUAAAGAAGUUGAAGCUGCCAAAUUUGACUUGAAUUACAUUGCACUUGAUGGCAAUAUUGGUUGCAUGGUAAAUGGAGCAGGAUUGGCUAUGGCUACUAUGGAUAUUAUAAAAUUGCAUGGAGGAGAACCAGCUAAUUUCUUAGAUGUGGGUGGUGGUGCCUCUACAUCUGCUGUAAAGGAAGCAUUUAAAAUAAUCACGUCCGAUCCACGAGUUCAUGCCCUCUUAGUCAACAUAUUUGGUGGAAUUAUGAGAUGCGAUGUUAUUGCAGAGGGAAUCAUAGCUGCAACUAAAGAACUUAGCUUAAAAAUUCCAGUUGUUGUUCGAUUGCAGGGUACAAAUGUAGACGAAGCGAAAGCACUUAUUGCAAAUGCGGGUUUAAAGAUCGUUCCAAUCGACGAUCUUGACGAAGCAGCUCGCGUGGCGGUGAAAUUAUCAACGAUCGUUAAACUAGCGCAAUCAGAAAAUCUUAGUGUCAACUUUGAAAUUCCUUCAAUUUCAUAAACUUAGAAAAAAUAUAUAUCAGGAGAAUUACGAAAGUAUAUUCAUAAUUUGUUAAAUUCUUGGAACAAUAUUUGAAAGUAAUAACUAGAUUAACAUUUCAAAUGACAUUUCUGUGUUACAUCUAGAAUCACAUUUGAAUAUCGUACACAUCUUUAUUACAAUUUAAACGAAAAUUUAUUUUUCAAGAGAACAGGUGUUUGCUUAUCGCUAUAUAAAUGUUUAUUGUUAGAAAUUACCAGAUAAUUUAUUCACAUUCGGUGUUGCCUCUUUAAUGUAAGCACAAAUUCUUUCCCGAGAAGUACUUUAAACUUCUUCAAGAAUGUAAUUUAUUGCUUACCCAUUAACGGGUCUCUGUGAUUCAGUAUUAAAGUUAAGUUAUAUGAUAUAUAUGUAUCAAAAUAGUCAUAUUUUUUGCAAGAAAAUGUAUCCUACAUUCUUUUAAAACUCGUAUUUUGUACUGCCAAAGUACGCGGUUAUCGUCGACGAAUAAAAACCUUUUGUAUAAUCGUAUAUGAUAAAAAGAAAGUUAUACUUCAGACACUCGAGAUAUACUGAUAUAUCUCACCUAAAAAAGGCCUGUUUAAUGUAAUAUAGAUAUAUGUAGUUAUGUGUAUACAUAUAUAAAUUAUUUUACGUAAUUUUA
Molecule: messenger RNA, 2090 nt
Organism: Megachile rotundata (alfalfa leafcutting bee)
Lineage: Eukaryota; Metazoa; Arthropoda; Insecta; Hymenoptera; Megachilidae
Gene: ScsbetaA
Product: Succinyl-coenzyme A synthetase beta subunit, ADP-forming
Biological process (GO): succinyl-CoA metabolic process; tricarboxylic acid cycle
Cellular component (GO): succinate-CoA ligase complex; mitochondrion
Molecular function (GO): succinate-CoA ligase (ADP-forming) activity; ATP binding; metal ion binding
Source: RefSeq, a predicted model, not a curated record